This is a messenger RNA of Paramecium sonneborni, 1317 nucleotides long. NCBI's taxonomy places the organism in Eukaryota, Ciliophora, Oligohymenophorea, Peniculida, Parameciidae. The record is from the annotation of a GenBank genome assembly.
AUGUCAUUAAAAAAUUCAAAUUUCUAAGAAAAACAAGGGAAUAUCAAAUCAAAUGAAUAAUCUGAAAUUAUAUACAAAAAGAGUUAAGCAUCAUAAAGAGAUUCUUCAGGUAGGAAUAACAAACAUAAGAAAAAUAGUAUAUUGAAAGAAUAAACACCAUCUUAAUUCUAAAGUAAAGGAGAAAAUUAAAUAAAAGAGGAAAUUCAAGUUCAAGAAAAUGUUGCAAAUUAAUCUAAUCUUUCAAAAAGGGAUUAAAACAAAUCUUUAUCUUAAGAGAAAAAAUAUGAAACUUAGCCUAAACUAAAUUAAAUUGAAAAAAACGAGGAAUAAGUUGAAAAACAAGUUCAAAAAAAUUCACAACUAAAAAUUUAGCCUGCUUUCUCUGUUAAUAUAUAAAUAACUUAAUACAAUAAUAAUUCAAAAACAAUUCAAAAAUUUGUAUCUCCUUAAAUAAGAGAUUAAAAAGAAGAGAAUAAAAUUAAUGAAUAGUAAAAUGAAUUACAACCUAUUCAAUUAGUAUAAUCUAAUAUAUUCUAAUCAUAAAAUAAAGAAAGUGGGAAUAGAAGAUCAUCAAAUCAAGAAAGAAUAUAAGAAUUUAAUAGAGAAAGUUUGGAUAAUAAUUUUAAUGAAAGAAAGUUAUCAAGUUAUGAAAUUAAAAUGGGUGUAACAGACGAUCCAAUGUUGAAAGAAAAAUAGGAAAUAUUAUCAGAUAUACAUGAAAUAUUAAAAUAGAUUCAAGUUAAGUCUCUUCAUAAACGACAUUCAAUAUUGGAAGAUUGCCUUUAAUUGUGUUUAUUAUUAUUACCAGAUAUAAGAAUAACUGAAGAUUAAAUACAUUCAUUAAAGUUUUUUGAAGAUAUAAAACUUUAAUAUAAUUUAGAUAGAACACAUUAAGCUUUUAAAAGAAGGUAUAAAAUGAAAAUAUAAUAGAUUUUAUCAUUUGUAAAUAUUUUCAAAUUGUUGGACUGUAUAGAAUUUAUAGAAGAUGUAUCAAAUAAUAAAGAAUUCAUAGGAUAAUUAAUUAGAAGCAUAUCAUAUAAAUUAUAGUAUAGUAAACAAAACGAUUGAAUUUCCUGAAUUAGUUUCAAAGAAAAAAUCACCUGAAAAACCAAAAGCAGUAUAGGAGAUAAUAGCUAAUUCAUAAAAUAAAAAGAUUGUAUUAUCAUGUAUUAUAUUGAUUGAUAAUUAGUGACAACUAAAACAUUAUGUUAAUAUGUAAAUUUGCCAGCAAAAGAAAUAGAUGAGGAUAUUUAAGAGUUUGAAGAUGAAUUAUAAUUUGUCGAAAUGAUUCUGAAACUAAUUCCACUUGCUUUAUGA